AGUCGCGCUCCGCCUGCGCAACUGGGUUCGGGUGCAGGGAGCGCCCGGCGUGCCCCUCGGUGGGCGCCUCCCAACUCCAUUGGGGUCUAUGGAGGGAAAACUCCCCUGCAUCCGCGGUUCCAAUGGCCGCAGGCGCCUGCAGCACCAAGGCCAUGUCCCUCUUCAAGCGCACCUUGGUGCUAAGCCCCGCCGCGGCGCCCAGGGGCCCUGGGGCAGGCGUCCCGCGGGGCUGCCCCUUGCCUUCAGCCCCCUGGCCUUCCAAAGACUGGUCUCGGCUACGGAGCCCAGCGGCCGGCCUCCUUCCCCAGUCCCACACCCACUCCUGCUCCUCGUCUCCGACCGCCGUGUGUCUUCUCUGUCCGCAGGACUCGCUCAGCAGCAGCUUGAAAACUUGCUACAAAUAUCUGAACCAGACCAGUCGCAGUUUCGCAGCUGUUAUCCAGGCCCUGGAUGGGGAAAUGCGCCACGCAGUAUGCAUCUUUUAUCUCGUUCUCCGAGCCCUGGACACCCUGGAAGAUGAUAUGACCAUCAGUGUGGAAAAGAAGGUCCCACUGCUGCACAACUUUCAUACUUUCCUUUAUGAACCAGACUGGCGGUUCACGGAGAGCCAGGAGAAGGACCGACAAGUGCUGGAGGACUUCCCCACGAUCUCCUUGGAGUUUAGAAAUCUGGCUAAGAAAUAUCAAACAGUGAUUGCUGACAUCUGCCAGAGAAUGGGAACUGGGAUGGCAGAGUUUUUGGAUAAGCAUGUGACCUCCGAACGGGAGUGGGACAAGUACUGUCACUAUGUUGCUGGACUGGUGGGAAUUGGCCUUUCUCGUCUGUUUUCGGCCUCAGAGUUUGAAGACCCCGUAGUUGGUGAAGACGUAAACCUCGCCAACUCUAUGGGACUGUUUCUGCAGAAAACAAACAUCAUUCGUGAUUAUCUGGAAGACCAACGAGAAGGAAGAGAGUUUUGGCCGCAGGAGGUUUGGAGCAGGUAUGUUAAGAAGCUGGGGGAUUUUGCUAAGCCAGAGAAUAUUGACUUGGCCGUGCAGUGCCUGAAUGAACUUAUAACCAACGCCCUGCACCACAUCCCUGAUGUCAUCACCUACCUGUCAAGACUCCGGAACCAGAGUGUGUUUAACUUCUGUGCUAUUCCACAGGUGAUGGCCAUUGCUACCUUGGCUGCCUGCUACAAUAAUCAGCAGGUGUUCAAAGGGGUGGUGAAGAUUCGGAAGGGGCAAGCAGUGACCCUGAUGAUGGAUGCCACUAACAUGCCAGCUGUCAAGGCCAUAAUAUACCAGUAUAUGGAAGAGAUUUAUCACAGAAUCCCCAACUCAGACCCGUCUUCCAGUAAAACCAGGCAGAUCAUCUCCACCAUCAGGACGCAGAAUCUUCCCAACUGCCAGCUGAUCUCCCGAAGCCACUACUCCCCACUGUACCUGUCCUUUGUCAUGCUCUUGGCUGCCCUGAGCUGGCAGUACCUGAGCACCCUGACCCAGGUCACAGAAGACUAUGUUCAGACCGGAGAGCACUGACUUCUUGUUGGAAGCCACCGCUCACCUGGGACGAGCCUCUGUUUCUCAAGGGUGGAUGUUGGCUUCCCUCACUUUUUUUUUUUUAUUUUAAUCCCUCAAAGAACUACUUGGACCUUUAGAGACUGAAAUGCAGUUUUAAAGAAUAUGAAAAUACAAGGGAAGACGGCCUUGCCCUCAGCUGCUGGUAUUUGUAAGUCCCGGUCACCCUGCUGCACCUUAGGCCAAGCGGCUGCCUGUGGGCAGCACAGAUCUCAGUGAACCCUGGCUGCAAGGAUGAUUAAAUGUGUAUAAUUUGAAGCAAUCUUUGAAUACCUGUCAGUAGAAAAUGAAGCGACUUUUCCUUCUG
Sciurus carolinensis (gray squirrel) is the source of this 1866-nucleotide messenger RNA. It is a transcript of the gene Fdft1, whose product is annotated as farnesyl-diphosphate farnesyltransferase 1. The transcript is spliced from 7 exons. Gene Ontology annotation, biological process: cholesterol biosynthetic process; farnesyl diphosphate metabolic process. The record is from RefSeq and is a predicted model, not a curated record. Gene Ontology annotation, molecular function: squalene synthase [NAD(P)H] activity. Lineage: Eukaryota; Metazoa; Chordata; Mammalia; Rodentia; Sciuridae. Bases 123 to 1520 code for a protein of 465 amino acids. Gene Ontology annotation, cellular component: endoplasmic reticulum membrane.